AUGGUCCGCCCCUUCGAGCCGCACACCGACGACAGCCAGGUGCAGUGCGUGCUGGAGCUCAGCGUGAAGUGCACCGGCAGCAGCACCAUGGACGUGACGGACCUGGAUCUGCUGCCCGCGGACGGCCACAGCGCGAUCCCAGUGUCGCGGAGAGUGCGCGACAGCGAGGGGCCGGCGCCGCGCGCUGCGGCGCGCGCGCUUUUUCGCGCGCUUAUUGGCGCCGACGCGGCCGCGGCCGGAGGGGAGUUGUACCUAGAGCAGGCUGCAGCGCUGCCGCGGGCCCUGCGCCUCGCGGCCCCACCUCUGGCCGGCCCCUCCCUCGCAUUACAUGCGAGCCGACGCGCCGCGACCUGCGCGCGCUCCCCUGCCUGUGAUGUCAGGUGGAAGCCGCCCCCAGACCAGCCCAACGCGCCGUGCACGAUCAAGCCGAUCGUGCUGGUCAAGAUGCGCAAGGGGCAGGAGCUCAAGCUGCGGGCCAUAGCGCGCAAGGGCAUCGGCAAGGACCACGCAAAGUGGAUGCCCGUGUGCAACGCCGCCUUCCAGUUCAUGCCCGUGAUCAAGAUCAACCAGGCCCUGCUUGACGAGCUGACUGAGGACCAGAAGCGGGAGCUGGUGGACGCCAACCCUCACACGGAGGGCCGCAACGCGUUCAAGUACGACCCCAUAUCGCGACAGAUCAUUGUGGACGACCCUGAGGCCUACAUGUACGACGAGGAGAUCAUCAGAAAGGCAGAGGAGCUGGGCAAGCCCGGGUUGAUAGAGAUAACCCCAAAGCAGGACGAGUUCAUCUUCAAAGUGGAGGGCACGGGGGCGCUCAGGGUGCGUGACGUCAUCCUCAAGGCGCUGCAGGUGCUGGAGCUCAAAUUCGCCGACGUCCUCGCGGCCCAUGACGCGCUCGAUGAGACGCCGGAGGGCCAGGCCGCGGCGCGCGCGGCCGCCAUGGAGCUGGCUGCAGAGGCGCUCGGCGUAGGGGGCCCCGGCGGCGGCGGCGGCCCUGGCGGCGGCGGCGGCGGCGGCGGCGGCGGAGGGUACAUGGCAGCGGACCCGUACGGGGUGCCCGGGGGCGGCGGGUACGCGGCGGCGAACGGCGGGGGAGGGGGGUAUCAGGCGUAUGGCGGCGGCGGCGUGGCGGACAUGGACUUGUCAAGAUGA
Monoraphidium neglectum is the source of this 1152-nucleotide messenger RNA. RefSeq names its product DNA-directed RNA polymerase II subunit RPB3-A. The transcript has 7 exons. Gene Ontology annotation, biological process: DNA-templated transcription. The record is from RefSeq and is a predicted model, not a curated record. The coding region runs from base 1 to 1152 and encodes 383 amino acids. Gene Ontology annotation, molecular function: DNA-directed RNA polymerase activity; protein dimerization activity. NCBI's taxonomy places the organism in Eukaryota, Viridiplantae, Chlorophyta, Chlorophyceae, Sphaeropleales, Selenastraceae. Gene Ontology annotation, cellular component: RNA polymerase II, core complex.